GGCCAAGGGCGCAGUGGAGGCGUGGCCGCGGCGCGGGGAGGGCCGGGGCGUGGCGCUGGGGGCGUGGUUGAGGGGGCGUGGUUUCCCCGGAAAGAGGCGGGGCGUGCGCGGUGGGCGGGGCCGGGCCGGGGGAGCCCGGCGAGCCCAGAGUGCCCUUGUGUGUCGCGCCGGGAAGCGGCGGGAGCGGAGCCGAGUCCCUGCGCAUCCCACCCCUCCUCUCCCCUCCUCCCGCCAGCGGGACGGGACGAGACGGGACAGCACAGGAGAAGCGAGCGGAGGGACGGACGGACGCGCCGGCAGGGGCGAGGGGAGCCGGCGGGGGCACCUGGCACCGCUCCGCGGUGGGAACCUGAACCUGCCCAGCAGCGCCGGAGCCAGCGGAGAGAGCCGCUCUUUCCUCCUCCUCCUCCUCCCUCCCCAAUCCACCCCCGCGACCCUGGUCCUCCUCCUCCUCCUCCUCCUCCUCCUCCUCACCCCACUGGAUACAGCGAGGGAGACACUGCGGCGGAGGCGGCGGCGACGGCGGCUCCUGCGGGGGGAAGGAAGCGCCCGGAGAGCGGAGCGGCGGGAGGCUGCGGAUCUGCGUGCCUGGCGCCCACCCAGCCCGAGGGGAGCCCCCAGGAUGCGGCUGAAGCCCGGCGCGCUCCUGCGCUUCUACAGCCUCUGCGGGAUCCUCGUACAAGUGGCUGCUACAAAGAACAAAGCUAGAGGCAGCCAAGGGCAGUUUCCACUUACACAGAACGUCACGGUUGUUGAAGGGGGAACAGCAAAUUUGACCUGCAGGGUCGAUCAAAAUGAUAACACCUCCCUCCAGUGGUCAAAUCCAGCUCAACAGACACUGUACUUCGAUGACAAGAAAGCUCUGAGGGACAACAGAAUCGAGCUGGUCCGAGCUUCGUGGCACGAGCUGAGUAUCAGUGUCAGCGACGUGUCCCUGUCAGAUGAAGGGCAGUACACCUGCUCUUUGUUCACUAUGCCUGUCAAAACUUCCAAGGCUUUUCUUACCGUCCUCGGUGUUCCUGAGAAGCCACAAAUUACUGGAUUUACCUCACCAGUUAUGGAGGGAGAGAGGAUGCAGCUCACUUGCAAGACAUCUGGUAGUAAACCAGCAGCUGAUAUCAGAUGGUUCAAGAACGACAAAGAAGUUAAAGACGUUCAAUAUCGAAAAGAGGAAGAUGCAAACCGCAAAACAUUCACAGUCAGCAGCACGCUGGAUUUCUUAGCGGAUCGCAGUGAUGAUGGUGCAGUUGUAAGUUGCAGAGUAGAUCACGAGUCCCUAAACUCGACACCUCAGAUAGCAAUGCAGGUUCUAGAAAUACACUAUACACCUUUAGUUAAAAUCAUUUCUUCCAAUUCAUGGCCUGAAGAAGGACAAACUAUAAUUUUGACUUGUGAAUCCAAAGGAAAACCAGUGCCAGAACCAGUACUGUGGACAAAGGACGGUGGAGAACUGCCAGAUCCAGAGAGAAUGGUUGUCAAUGGCAGGGUUCUAAGCAUCAGCUUCCUAAACAAAACAGACAAUGGCACAUACCGAUGUGAAGCAAAAAACCCUAUUGGCCGAAACAGCACAGAAUAUGUCCUGAUAGUACAUGAUGUUUUCAACACUUUGCUUCCCACUACUGUCAUCCCCUCCCUUACCACUGCAACAGUCACAACCACUGUAGCCUUAACAGCCAGCACAACCACCUCGGCAACAGCCACCAGCAUCAGAGAUCCGAACGCUCUGGCUGGACAGACCGGACCUGACCACGCUCUUAUAGGAGGAAUAGUGGCUGUAGUUGUCUUUGUAACGCUAUGUUCUAUAAUUCUCCUUGGUCGAUACCUGGCAAGACAUAAAGGAACAUAUUUAACAAAUGAAGCAAAAGGAGCUGAAGAUGCACCUGAUGCCGACACAGCCAUUAUCAAUGCAGAAGGCAGCCAAGUCAAUGCAGAGGAGAAAAAAGAGUAUUUCAUUUAGAUGCAGAGCUAGAAUCUUGGAGUUUUACUUAUCAGGCUGACUGCUGGAGAAAACUGGCUAUCAUUUCUCAGAAUUCAUUUCUGCCAUCUUCUGCUAUCUUUAUUAACUCGCAUACCUGCUAUAAGUAGCCAGUUUAUGCCAACAAUCAGCUGCUGACAUCAUCAUUCUAUAAUUACAGUAUCAUGCGUAAAACAGGACAUUUCUUAUUGCCUAAAAAUCAUAUCCACUGCUCUCUUAACAUACAGUGCUUGAAUAUACAGCCUUAACAAUGUUAAUCAUCAUCUUAAUCCAAGUUUUCUACAUUUUUAAAUGUUAUGCAGCUUUCUUUUUCGGUUUUCUUUUAUCAUGUCCCUACUAGUACGUCAUAGAACAAAAUUCAUAACGAAUACUAUUAGGUAAGGUCCUAAUGUACUUACAGAAAAUGUUAAGUCUAAGAUUAGAGGUUUACAAAGAAUGUUUUAUACAUGUCUAUCUAUAAUUCAAAAAGCAACUUGUUUUUGAAACGUAUGCCCUUGGAAACACAAUUUGAAGUCUGUUUAGUAUAGUUUCCUUUACGUUUGGAUUUGGUGGAAAAACAGAUCAGUCCAGUGAAUUUUUUGUUUUGUUUUGUUUUGUUUUGUUAUGAUUGAAGUGGUACCUUGAUAACAAUGCCAUGUUUCAGUGGUGAAAACAUGCUGAAUAGCUAUACAGAUUCUGCAAAGUUAGAUAAUAGUGCUUUAUUUGAAACAAUUUGUCCUACCCUUUUACUGGCUUUUGGAAUCACGAAGAUUAGAGAACUUUCUGAGUAAUUUAUGUUUUUAUAAUUUAUUUGCUAAACAUGAACUCACCUGCCUACUCAAAUUUGAAGUGUUCAUGGGACACAACUGCAAGGCAUUUUAGUAUCUGUAUAUAGUGCAUAUAAUAAAUUCAAUUAAACAUUAUUUGAUACAUAUUCAACUUUUUUUGGCAGUAGCUGUCAGUCACAAGUAAGCAUUUUCUAAUGUCCAUUAUAUCUCUUUAGAUAUGACUCAAAUCAAUAUUCUGAGUAGAUAACAUGUGUUAGUAUUUUUUUGUCUGUAUGUCCUAGCACUGUUCAGCAGCAAACUUUUCUAGUUCUUGUUAAUUUUUUCUUUGUUAUACAAUGGAAGCACAAUGUUAUAUGGAAAGGUAGUUUUAAGCUAACAACCAGUGCACAGCCUCAGGUUUUAAAUUACAACCACAUUUGAUUACUAUCCUUAAAAAAUACUAUUGAGUUGCUAAAAUUCUCAAUUUUUAAUUUGGCAGUUCCAGAGCUGCUUCUCUAUGUUGGUUUGCCAAAAAAAAAAUUAAAAAAAAAAAAAAGGAAAAAAAAGAAAAAUAGAAGUGUUAAAACAAAAGAUAUAUGUUUUGUGUAUACAGUAAAUGGACUAAUUCUUUAUAUUAAAUUCCUGUCUAUGCAUUUUGUGAGGUACAAACUUAUGUCACCGUGAAUGAUAGAGAAUUCCUGCCAUGCUUUUAGCUCCACAGUGAAAGUCUCUGUUUGGAUUAUUUCUGAAAUUUUUUUGUGUAAUUGACAGCUGAAAAAUCACAUGCUCUUAAAUAUGACAACAAAACACUGUAAGCCCAUCGGCUUAUUUCCUCUUCCAAUGAAAUGAAAAGGUUGCCAUAACAGCUCUUGGGAACGAUUCUACACUGGAGAACGUGAGUUAGCCUAGUUGGAGCUUGUUUUGCUCCUGCGUUUUGCACCUUUGUCGAAAGAGUAUUUCUCUCUGGUUGCUGUAUUUGUGAAGCAUAAAAGCAUGAUGGUCUGCUGUAAAGGACUUUCUCCUGGGAUUUUAUUUUUGUGUGGGGAAGGGAGAGUUUGGAGUACGACAUCAUGUAGUAUGGUAAAAUGGAAGAUAAAGGUGCUGUGUCAGAUUAUUUAUCAGAAGAAUAUAAACCUUUUAAGGACAAUAUUAGAGUAUUUUAAUUGUUUUUGUUGAAGCAUUUAUCUUGUUAAUUUCUAAGAAAAAAAGGUGACGUCAAUCAAAGCAGCACUUUUUUUCAAAAUAUACAGACAUAAAUAAUAUGAUGUGGUUGAGUGUUAACAUAAUAAAUCAUAUACAGUAUGACAUUUUAAAGAAAUAAGUCUGCAUUGAUGUGAUUGCAUGCUUGUUUUUACAGUUCACUCCAUACCCAUCUGUGGAAAAAUGCAAUAAUAUGUUAAUAUAAUAUGGUAGUUUGAGAGAACCAGGUAGGUGCUACUAGACACAUUGAAAACUAGUAUAGGUUUACAAGAUAUUCAUGUCUUUCAAAACAUACACAUGUGAAAGGCUGGCAAAGGAAGUUAUUCAGUUUAAUACCAAAAAUAUGGGUUCUUGUCACAGCAGUAAGUUACAUUAGCUACAGUACAGUAUCGCUUAUGACAAAUUUUUAUUUCAGGACCUGGGGCCCAGUUCAACUAAGCUUUUAAGUGCAUAGUCAGCUUUGGGCAUCAGAGAAGUUCCAUUGGAGUAUAAGGCACUAUUCAUAUGCUUAAAAAAUAAGUGCUUCCCUGGAUGAGAGCCUUAUUUGCUCGCGUGGAAUUCCCCACCUGCGUGGUGUUUACGACUUUUUGCAUUCUUCCUAACUCCAGCUUGUUUGAAUAGUAGGAUUGCUACUUGGACCAUUACACUGCCAAAGUCAGGUAGGACCUUCCAAAGGAGAAUUGGCCUCGUGGUAACAAUUUCCAACCAUUUUCUCCGGUGGCAUAGAAACAGCAUUUCAACUUGGCAAAAAAAGACAUAGAAAUUGUACUGAUACAAAUUGUACUGUUAAAAUAGUUUUUUUUUUUUCAUUGGCUUUCAAUUAAAACUUCUCACAUGUGCUCAUUUUCAACACAGCUGAUCUUCCGUUAUCUUGCACCUGGUGAUGUCCCUGGCAUCUGUGCCCAGCACAGGUGUGAAAAACCCCACACAGAGCAUUCUACCUGGGUAGCACUUUGCAGGCCUGUCUGGUUUUCACGGGUUGAAAUUACCACACUAGGUGUAAAGAGGCAUCCCUCUUUUCUGUAAGCAGAAUCAUGGCUCAGCAUGAUCAACUCAAUCAGAUUAAGUAGGCCAAAAGCCAGUUGUCCAUUCCCUUUGUCCAAGUUCCCAUUCUGAAAAAUUGCUUUUACUACGGUGUGAGGUGCCCAUCGAGUGUGGCUCUGAAUGGGAACCACCUUUGUUACGAUGUAGGUGACAUCCUCUCCCACACUUAACUUGCAGAGUAGUUUUCUCAAGACCAGGUAGCUAGUUUCUGCCAGUGUACUGUUUACAGUGUCGAUUGCUGAUUAUUUUUAAACUUUUUGAUGUAGAUUUUAUUCUUUUUUUUUUUUAACGCUUCAAGAACAUUCUCAUGUUUUGAACAAGAAAGCGGUGCAUCAGAAGAGAAGGGGUGCAUCAUCCCACUCUUUUAGCGUCAUCUGACAAACCAAGAGACAGUUUAAGGAACCUGAUGUUUAACUUGAGGCUCAGAGUUUAAGCUAGAACACUUCAAAAAGUUUCCACAUUUACUUAAGGAUGGUUCGUCUUGCACUGAGACUCCCUCUAUAAAGGAAUACAUGAAGAAAACCAACUUUUCUAAGUAAGACAUGAAAGUUAACAUCUUGUGUAUUUUCAUUGCAGUAUAAUAUAUAUAUAUAUAACUAUUUCAAUGAAAAGAAAGGACAGAAUCAUCUGUAAUUAUGUAAUUCAUGAUUGUAACAGCACUGAAGUUACCAUGUACGCACAUGUACAGUAGCUAUUUCAACAGUUACAGUGUAGUUACAUGUAAUUCCCUGUAACAUAGCAGUUAUAGUGUAAUUUAGUGCCACUUAUUGUAAAGUGUUACCAAAAGGAAAAUGGAGUUCUUACCUUUACAAUUCCAUUCAAAUUAAAGGUAAGUUUAUUAAAUUAGCAUCGUGAAUCUGAUAUUGCAUUUCUUAAUUAAGGAGGUGAUUUAAAACUUCAUGUUCACACCGCAGCUUCCCCCACCGCUUACCCAGACUCCUCCAAAUGUCUAUUCUCUACACUCCUAGGAACUGGUAAUCUGUGAUGAACAUACCAAAAAUCCCAGCUACUUCAACUUUAAUUUAAUAAGCUGUCUAAUGGAGAAAAACAAACAACAGCAAAAAUAACGAGUAAUGCUUUUUAUUAAGUGGCACAAAGUACACACUAAAAACUAUGCAAAAAUAUAGGUAAAUACAGUGUACUUACAUGUAAGUAUCUUGUACUUGCUGUGUAUGGAUAUUGGAAAACCGUGUAAUUAUAAUAUGCAUUUUGAUUAUUUCAGGCAGGGGGUGACCCCUAACAGUCACAAGGAAGAAGUGGAAGGUACAUAUACAAGCAGUGGAUAUCCUAAUGCAAUAUGUGUAAUUCCUCUACUUGCAAUGACAACUAAUUUAUAAAAAUGCUCAUACCAGUCCUCAUUCUCACUAGCUUUGCUUUCCAUUUCUUGGAGGCUCAUUAAAUAUCACUGAAACACCUUCAGGCAAAGUAAGACACUGACUCUGCUAAUGGCUUGGCUGCCAGCACUCUGUCUGGCAAUGCUGCUCUGUAAUCUUAUUUCUGGCUCAACAGCACAAGUUUCCUCUUUUUUUCUGUCCUCAAGGGAACCUAGUAUGUUAAGAUGCUGAAAUAUGCUGCCAUAUGCCCUGGUAUUUUUAGCAUGAACAACAGAGAAAGAGAGAGAGAAAGAGAGAGAGAGCUGCAUUCUUCUGAACCCUAUUUUGCUGAAUCACCUCACCUGGAAUUUCCACUACUUUCUCAGUAACCCCAGGUAAUGUUAAAUUGUAAGUACAAAAUGCUUCCAUUAAAGUACAGAGGAUGCCUUUAAUUAUAAAGCUAACAUUUUGUAAACAUGAAGUUUUGUAUUACAGAGCUUUUUGCUUCUUGAUACUUUUCCAUCAUAUCCUUCCAGAAGAAAUGCACUGAAAGACAGAUAAUAUAGAGUAGCAAAUGAAGGAAAGAAUAUUGUAAGCCUUCUUGUGGUUGCCAUUGCUAUAACCCUCCUUUGUGUCCUGUGUAACAGGCAAAUACAUGUAUUUAGAAACUGCCAUUAGCAUCAUUCCACACUAUACUGUUCCUAGAAUAUGACAUCUACCUCUUAGUCUAAAUACUAGCUAUGAGAUAUUUGUAUACAUUUUAAAUACUACUAGAAUCUUUGGUUUAGUCUUGAAAUGGUAUCACUGUAUUAUUUUUUUCUGUUAAAACUAGAAAAAAAUAUUGCCUGGGUUCAUAAUUCUUGCCCUGUUCUUGACUAAUUUUGAGAUAGUUUGAGCUUUUAACAGGGCAUAAAGACACAGCCUCAGCUGGUAUAAAUCAGCUUCACUCUGUUGCCUUAAAUGUGGGCCAAUUUACACUGGCUGGGGAUUCAUCCCAAACAGCUUAAAAAUAAACUGCUAUAACACAUCAAUAUUUAGUCAGCACUAGAUAAUGAUGUGCAAUCCAACUGCAACACAGUUCUUACCAGUAAGGCGUGCAGGUACGAAGAGAAACUUUUAAAAGCACAUGCAAGCUUUUUGAAUUAAAUAUGCAAUAUCAAUACUGUUUAGAUAUCCUGACUUGUCUCUUACUUAUUUAAGCAUAAUAUUGCCAGGGCAUGUUUACAUUAAAAACACUCAAUGCGUGGGGAACAGAGAAGGACUAUUGCAAACAGUAGGAGAAAAUUAAAUGGAUAGAGCAGCCUUUGAUGUCAACAGAGCAGAGUAGAAACUUUUCAAGAGUAGGACUUCCUGCUUGGUUUUUCAGAGCGGACCUUGUGCAUUAAUAGAAACUAGCACAGUUCCUUCUUGCUAUCGAGGAAUCUAACCCAGCACUCUGCACUUCUUUUAACUCAGGAGAAAAUAAGGGUACAAACAUGGUUUAACAGCACACUUCUGUAUCACUCCACAUCCUCAGGAUGCUCCAAGCCUUGUGCGCUUCCAGCAGCCCUUAAGGGAACUCUUCCAGCAUCUAGGAAUCAUCUUGUUGUCAAGCUGUGUUCGUUUUCUUCAGCAAUGUUUAAUGUACUCACAACCAGACAGAACGUGUGAAGCCAAUAUGAUGACUUUACAGUACUAGGGGCUUCCAGAGCCUUGCAGUAGAUGGAAAAAAAAAAAUAAAUAAAAAAAUUCUAUGUGGCUUCUGUGUUUACUGUAGAUCUGCCCUCCACAUUCUGUGUCUUAAAACAUUUAUUCUCUACUGGGCUAAAAGCAGCGAUCUAAUUGGAAAGGAGGGAGGGGAAAAAAAGUAUCUCCUCCAAAAGGAGCAGUCUGAGCUACUAUUAAAGAAAAGUUCAAGGAUUUUUGUUGCUUCUGUUUUUUAAGAUUUCAGGUGCAAAGCCAAGCCUGUUGGGGUCAGCACUUUAGCACUUUCCCUGUGUUCAGGGUCAAGCCAGCAGUGUUUCAUGUGUGAGCUCUGAUCUCACAUUUCAACACAAACAGACAGCCUUAGCCUGCCCUUAUGCAUAGUGCUGAAAAUCACCAAUGCUAUUUUCUUCUAAACAUGCUAAUUUUCUCUGUCUUAUUCCAAAAUGAAAUAUUGAAGGGUUUAUAUAAUAGAUUUAAAGGGAGGGAUUUUAAAGUAAUAACUUGUAAAGAAAAUGGUAAGGAUGAUCACCAAUCCUUUGUGUUGAUUAUAAAGAGGACAAUAAUCUUUAAUUGCUGGGUUGAUUUCUUUAUCAUUUCCUCUUUCUCUCCUUUCUAUGCAUAUUGAUUAAUGUUAGUAAAUAUGCAGUUGCACAAGUUGUCCUUUUUCAGUGAAAGCAGAUUUGCUUAUACCCCUCUAUAGCUUCCAUAAAAAUAUGCAAAUAUAACCUACAGUCAUCUGCUUCUGCCAAAACAGUGAGGCAAGAGAGUGAGCUCAUGGGUUACUGGAUUCAUAUAUGUCCUGCUUCCAUAAAAAUUGAGUACAAUAUGCCUAUUGAUUUGAAGAGAAUAAGGCUCAAGUCCUUAAUGCACAUGUUUGAGUUGCUAUUUAGCUCUUUUUCAAAAGAAUUAUAAAGCAAUCCUUGUGCAUCCUUUACUUUUAGUCUAGAUAGUUUAUAGCCACAAAAAACCUUCAGUUCAGCGGGAAGUUUUCUAGAAUAAAUAAUAAGGUAUAAUUUGUGAAAGGACUAUAACAACUUCAUCUAUUCAUGGUCAGUGUAAGUGUGUUCUCCUAGGAACUGCAGUAUACUCUGCUCUUACACUGGAAGUUUAUGGCCCUGGGAAGGAUAUAUUUGAAUGGGUCGGAAAUACAACCGCUAACCUGUAAAAAAAAAAAUCCACAGGAAUUAAACAUAUUGCACUGAUGAUAAGACACAUUUACUUCGUUUUAUUUCCUCAUUAAUAACUUCGAGCAGACAAAAUGCAUAUUGUAAUGUUGGGUACAUGACACUUGCAUGUUGCUAUGCCUAUAUACUUACAAAGUAUUCAAUGUGUACUUAGUGGCGCUUAAAAAUGUCAUGUACAAUUCUUCUAAACAUUCUUACAGGGUUCCCAUUUGCACUUCAUCUUUCAGAAAAGUCUUGUCAGAAAAUUGUCUGAUGAAUAUUAUUGAAAAAAAAUAAAAUUUCAAUUUUAGUUA
Molecule: messenger RNA, 9441 nt
Organism: Neopelma chrysocephalum (saffron-crested tyrant-manakin)
Lineage: Eukaryota; Metazoa; Chordata; Aves; Passeriformes; Pipridae
Gene: CADM2
Product: cell adhesion molecule 2
Exons: 11
Coding region: 623-1957 (444 amino acids)
Source: RefSeq, a predicted model, not a curated record